Messenger RNA from Batrachochytrium dendrobatidis JAM81, 330 nucleotides. RefSeq lists its product as uncharacterized. Lineage: Eukaryota; Fungi; Chytridiomycota; Chytridiomycetes; Rhizophydiales. The transcript has 2 exons. The record is from RefSeq and is a predicted model, not a curated record. The coding region runs from base 1 to 330 and encodes 109 amino acids.
AUGAAAUUUAUUGAUAUCACUAUAACUGCAGUCACUGCCAUCGCGAGUGUCAAUGCAAUCGCUGUUCCAGAAUCUGACCACACUUUGCAAGCCAGAUCGAUCCCACAACCAGAGUCCCAGACUGUGCUCGAGCGUCGUUCACCUAGUAGCUAUGGCGGUGGCUGGGGAGGUAGUAAUAAUAUGUGGGGUAAUAACUGGGGCGGCAAUAGUGCGUGGACCGGCGGCUGGGGUAAUGGUAUGAAUAACUGGAACGGUGGUUGGGGAAGUAGUAUGCAAAGAUGGGGAUGUUAUUCCAAACGUGGUGGCAUUUCAUUGAUUGAUUUGAUGUAG